Messenger RNA from Phalacrocorax carbo (great cormorant), 1656 nucleotides. The record is from RefSeq and is a predicted model, not a curated record. NCBI's taxonomy places the organism in Eukaryota, Metazoa, Chordata, Aves, Suliformes, Phalacrocoracidae.
UUCUGUGUGAGGCUUUGAUCUGUUUUGUCUGUUAGCCUCACUAUUGCUGUCGUAUUGUCGUAACACUGAAUGCUUAUUCUUUUAUUAACUGAUGCCCUUUAUUUGGCAGGACUAUUUAGUUUUGUUGGCCUUAAGUUUCCUGGCAAUGUACAUGGACAAUUUCAACUUGAACCUUUCAGUGGAAGGAACACAGAGACGAUUCAGCAUGUCUCCUCGGUAUAGGCGACCAAUGGGAUAAACAAAUGAUGGACCUGUAUGAGACUGUGAACAAGCCAGGUCAGCUCAACCCAGACACAAUGAAGGUGCUGUCUCUUGAGCCGAGAGCUGACGGCAGGCGUAAGCAUUGCUUUGAUGUUGUGCACCCACUGGCUUUAUUGUCUCUCCAAUGAAUUUUAUGAACAGACCAGAAUUUAUGAAUACACAGCACUGGGCCUGGAUUCACCUGCAGGAUGUAGCCCGUGAUUACCACAGAACAACUCAAAACUACAGUGAUAAAUGGAACACACUGGUGGGUCAGAGCAGAUCUGCCAUCCAAAUGCUGUGUUUUAUCAAAUUCCUGUCAGUGUGGCAGACAGUUGUGGUUAGAAUACAAGGCUUUCGUGUUCCACUAGCCCCCUCAUCUCUCAGGUUUUAUUCUGAUUCUUCAAGCAGCGGACACAUUCCUGCUUUUAUUUAAUUUGAGCAGAGCCUCUAUAGGACUGAACAGAUGCCUGGAAACAGUGAGGGCAAGACCAUAAAAGGUACCAUGUGCCUCAAAUGUACCUCAUUUGAACAAAGCAACAUUGUGGUUUUUUUGCCCACGUUGCAACAAAGAUCCUAUGUGUUCUGGAGGUGCGCUAGCAGAGGCAUCCAGCCAAACAGCCAUUGACAGAGAGGAUAACAGCCUCACCUUCUGAAGGAUCCAGCAUGCAUAGGGGAGAAGGAAGUUCUGCCAUGAAGCUACCUGAAUGGGAUGUGAUCUUCUUAAAGAGAGUGAGCUAUGAUCGUAUGAUACAAUUAGAAGAGAUGCUUGAGACACCAAAGUAGAUGUAUCUUGUAAUGGAGCUGUGUGAGGAUGGAGAACUUAGAAAAAUUCUUUGUAGUAAAGGACACUGUUCAGAAAAUGAGACAAGGCACAUUCUUCAGAGUGUUGCUUCAGCAAUAGCAUGUAUUCACAAAAAUGCAUACUACUUCUGGGACUCUUUCAUUUAUCUUGUUUUCCAUACGGGGUUAUUGAAUGGUGCCUUGUUUCUUCUGUGUACUCAUUGGAAGGGCAAAAAUAUCUACUGGCCUCUGUCCCUCCAUGGCCACAGCAAUGAGGUGUCCCUACCAUCAGUCUGCUGUAGUUGGGCUUUCCAACCUGCUUUAUUCACAGAGAAGGCAGCUGACUUAGGUUUAGCUGUACAACAGACUGGUGGUACUGACAGCAUGUUUCAGUCUAUCCGUGGGACUCCUAUAUAUGGCAUCCUCCUAGAGAAGCUGGCGGCUCAUGGCUUGGACAGAGAGACAGAAGAACUCCAUACUUCUCAACUACUCAAGGAAGUACAACCGUUGCACACCAGCUGUGGACUGCUGGUAAUCACCGCUUGGGUCAGCUCUCCCGAAGUUAUCGGUGCCUAUGACUACAGCCAACAGUGCGACAUUUGGAGCGUAGGUGUCAUUAUGUACAUGCUGUAA